This is a messenger RNA of Capsicum annuum, 885 nucleotides long. RefSeq names its product dual specificity phosphatase Cdc25. Gene Ontology annotation, cellular component: nucleus; cytoplasm. The record is from RefSeq and is a predicted model, not a curated record. Gene Ontology annotation, molecular function: protein tyrosine phosphatase activity. The coding region runs from base 178 to 627 and encodes 149 amino acids. The transcript is spliced from 3 exons. Lineage: Eukaryota; Viridiplantae; Streptophyta; Magnoliopsida; Solanales; Solanaceae.
AAGAAUUUGACGUAAACUUUAAUACUUUAAAAAUAUUUAAAAAUUAAAAUAUUAUCCAAAAAUUACUCUUUUUUUUUUUUUUUUUUUUCUAAAUUUUCAUAUCUUUAAUAGUUUUCUUCGAACCCGAACCUAUCUUUAAUUUCGUAAUUACUGUAUUAUUUUCCUUUGGUUUUGACAAUGUUUUGUUGUUUUUCUGGAAACUUGACCUGCCGGAGACAGCAGGAAGGCAUGGCUAGGAGCAUCAUAUACAUCACUGGCUCUGAGCUUCUCUCUCUCAAACGCCGUCCAAACAUCGCCAUCGUUGAUGUCAGGGAUGAUGAGAGGAGCUAUGAUGGACAUAUAGCUGGCUCCCUUCACUUUGCUAGUGAUACUUUUCUUGACAAAAUACCCACUCUUAUUCAAGCUGCUAAUGGCAAAGAUACCCUUGUUUUUUAUUGUGCUCUUAGCCAGGUUCGAGGACCAAAGUGUGCAAGGACGCUUGCAGAAUAUCUAGCUGAAUCGAAAGAUGAUGUGGGAAUAAAAAACAUAAUGAUAUUGCAGCGCGGUUUUAAUGGAUGGGAGGCCUCUGGUAGACCAGUUUGUCGUUGCACUGAGGUCUUCUGCAAGGGUCACACUGAACCGGCGUAAGCAAUAAAAAAGGUAGAUAAACAAACCAUGCCAAAGAAGAGGAGGGAUAUAUUGUACCCUUAUAUAUAGUUCGACUGAUUGUUAUAUUGUCCAUCUAUAAUAAAGGACAUGGAGUUGUGAUCUGAGAAGCACAAGUGGCUGUUUGGCUGCUGAUACAUGUAUUGCUCAUCAUUUUGAAAAGAAACCAAACGAUGUUAUCUUCAUUUAUAUGUCAUCUUGAAUUACUAUGUUGGCAUAAUUUGAAUUUUCUUGCUCAAA